AUGCAAAACCCUGCACUACAAACAAAGUUAUUGUCAUUUGAGAAAGUGAAGAAAGCUUGUCAGGUGCAUGUCACCAAGCCUCUCAACAAAGAGAACAAGACUGCUGAAGAAUUAUUUGUUACUAGGAAUGAGAAACUCCAUCGGGAAGCCAAGGAAUGGCUAAUGCGCAGCACUGAGAAUUGCACCCUUCUUUCUGUUUUCAUAGCCACAGUUGCCUUUGCAGCAGCCUACACCGUACCAGGAGGUCCUGAUCAAAAUACCGGUAUUCCAAUCCUUAACUGCAAACCCUUCUUUGUGGUUUUCAUUAUAGCUGAUGUGAUCUCCCUCACUUUGGCUUUGACAUCUGUGGGUAUAUUUCUCGCCAUCCUUCAAUCCUCAUUCCUAUUAGAAGACUUCAAGAAAUAUCUUUUUGAGAAGUUGAUACAGGGAAUUAUAUGUUUGAUGCUCUCGGUCUUAAUGAUGGCGGUGGCGUUUGGAGCAACAAUCAUCCUGAUAAUGAAACAUAAUUGGAAAAAGGCUGUUUGGCAUGUUGUUGCAUUCCUUCCCGUACCCAUUUUUUUCCUCUCAUAUUCACCUCUACGUUCAAUAGUCCUGCUAAUUCACAUCAAAAAAUUGUUGAAAGAAGUUUUAAAAUCCAUCAAAGGUGUUGCUCUUGUGGCUCUAAUAAUCCUUCUUGGCCUCAUUAUUCGUCUCUGUAGAGCUUGCAUGGAACUGUUCAAUACUGUAGCAAAGGCUUGUGAGUUUAUUAUAUGUAAACCUGUUCGUUGGAUAUGUUGUCAGCAAACUGCAGCUCUAUGUGCUGAAGUUUGAAAGGACAAACAGAAACUCUUUUCAGAGCACGUGCAUGGAUGAAUUGUCUUCUCCUUUCCUAUAUAUUUUCAAGUAGUAACAGAGCAUGUCUGUGUAAAGUUAAUUAGCAUAUUGAGAACGUAGUAUCAGUUGAUGACUCAUUAUGAUGCAUGUGUGCUUUAAAUUUUAAUUUUAGAGACUGUUAUUAUGUAUUUAACUUCAUAAUUUUAUUAUUUGUUUUUAGUAUUGCUUUCCUUUAUCAA
Vitis riparia (riverbank grape) is the source of this 1052-nucleotide messenger RNA. RefSeq names its product ankyrin repeat-containing protein ITN1-like. The transcript is spliced from 2 exons. Bases 1 to 810 code for a protein of 269 amino acids. The record is from RefSeq and is a predicted model, not a curated record. NCBI's taxonomy places the organism in Eukaryota, Viridiplantae, Streptophyta, Magnoliopsida, Vitales, Vitaceae.